Peromyscus californicus insignis is the source of this 735-nucleotide messenger RNA. It is a transcript of the gene Amtn, whose product is annotated as amelotin. The record is from RefSeq and is a predicted model, not a curated record. NCBI's taxonomy places the organism in Eukaryota, Metazoa, Chordata, Mammalia, Rodentia, Cricetidae. Gene Ontology annotation, cellular component: cell-cell junction; basement membrane. Gene Ontology annotation, biological process: positive regulation of enamel mineralization; odontogenesis of dentin-containing tooth. The coding region runs from base 1 to 735 and encodes 244 amino acids. The transcript is spliced from 7 exons.
AUGAAGACUACGAUUCUACUGUUUUGUCUUCUAGGAUCAACUCAGUCAUUACCAAAGCAGAUUAGCCCCACUCUGGGACUUCCUCCAACAACAUCUCCAGAUCAGGGGACACUACUGACCCGACAGCAAGCAAACCAGGUCUUUCCUUCCAUAAGUCUAAUACCGCUAGCACAACUGCUCACCCUGGGGUCAGACCUUCAAUUGCUCCACCCUGCCACUGGACCAGCACAUGGUACACAGAUGCUUCCUUUUCCCCUAGGGCCGCUGAACAGACCACAGCAGCUGCAGCCCCAGAUGUUACCCAUCAUUGUGGCACCACUUGGAGCUCAGGGUACUCUCCUAAGCUCAGAGGAAUUGCCAUUAGCCUCACAAAUCUUCACAGGCCUCCUUAUCCACCCCUUGUUCCCUGGAGGCAUUCUGCCCUCCAGUCAGACAGGGGCUAAACCGGACGCGCAAAACGGAGUCCUUCCUACAAGACAGGCAGGAGCAAGCCCGGCCACACAGGGAACCACCCGGGGCCAAGUCACAACUCCUGGUGUCACAGAUGAUGACGACUAUGAAACCAGCACCCCUGCAGGCAUGAGAAGGGGCCCACACACCACGGAGGGAACCACUCUAGACCCACCAAAUAGUAAGUUGUCCCAGCUUACACCAUGCUCAUCACCAGGAAGGUCAUCUGCAGAGUGGCAGAGAGGAGUUCUUUGCCUUUGCACUGACAAAAACAGACCUCAGUAG